This is a messenger RNA of Prinia subflava (tawny-flanked prinia), 1699 nucleotides long. Its product is annotated as skin secretory protein xP2-like. Bases 1 to 1692 code for a protein of 563 amino acids. Lineage: Eukaryota; Metazoa; Chordata; Aves; Passeriformes; Cisticolidae. Gene Ontology annotation, biological process: DNA integration. The record is from RefSeq and is a predicted model, not a curated record. The transcript is spliced from 5 exons. Gene Ontology annotation, molecular function: RNA stem-loop binding.
AUGGCAUUUGAAAAAUUUUCCCAGGAACCUUUCAAUUUGGUCACGGAUUCUGCCUAUGUGGCCGACAUUGCACAGCGGUUGGGGUAUUCAGUUUUGAAGGAGACCGAUGUCACCCAGGUUGCCGAGUUCGGCCGGAUCAAGUAUGUGCAUGUCACGGUGCACACAUUCUCCUCUGCAAUGUGGGUGUCUGCUCACACGGGAGAAAAGACCCGUGAUGUCAUUGCCCACUGGAGGCAGGCCUUUGCCAUUGAAGGCAUACCUUCUGCUGUGAAAACCAACAAUGGUCCUGCUUAUGCCUCGCAGAAGGCUUCGGACGAGACACAUCAGCCUCAAGCGAAGGUUCGGAAUUUGGUCACCAAACAGUGGGAAGGUCCCUAUGACCUUAUCGCUAUGGGCCGUGGACAAAUUGCUUUGCGCUACACCGGUGCCAGUGUCUACUCCCGUGCUAGUAUGCAGGAGUCCGAGGCGUUGGGGUUUUCGGUGAAAUGGAAGCUGUUUGUGGAAGCUGCGUUCAGGUCAGCCCCUCCCAGCUCGCAGAGCUCGCGGGCUGUUUCCCCCAUCCCGAAAUGGGGCGGGGAGCUGGGGGACGGCGAGGUCAUUCUGUCAGACCCAGAAGUAUUGUCUGAGGCCGGACUUCAGCUCCCAAGGGAGGAAAUCUCAACCCCUCCCUCUCUGGUCGCUUCGCCGGGGGGUCUUUCUCCCCCAGGCUCCGGUGUGGGUCUCCGGGGGGCAGGGCGCGCCCCGGGCCCCUCCGAGCUGCUCGGGCAGCAGGGGGGCGGGGCCCGGGCGAGCCCGGGGCCAGUCCCGUCUGUGCCUGCGCCGGGGACGGUGGAGCCCCUCCUCCAUGCCUUUCCGGCGCUGGAGGGGGACGGCGACCCGGGAGCGCGGCCCCCAGCGCUGUUUGACCAGGAUUCAGUCACGGUGUGGUGUCCAUGCUGUGGCACGCCCAUUGCGUGCCCGGUGAAGCCGGCUGGAGCGGCACAGCCCGCUCUAGCGUCCGGGCUCGCCCCGGGGGGUGCUGCGCUGGCCACUUCUCCGCCCGCCCCGCCUGCUGAGGGCGCGCGGGGCGUGGACGCCCCCGGAGGCGGGGCCCCGGUCGGUUUUUCGCUGGACCCCGCCCCGGCGGGCGGGCGCACAGCCCCGCUCCGCUCAGGGACGGCUGUGCCUGCUGUGGGUGUCCGCCCUGCCGCUGGGACCCUUCUGGGGGCGGUCCCAGGCCCUCCUCUGCCCACGCCAGCUGUGGCAACGGCCGGCUCCGCCGGGUUGCCGGCGGCAGGUGGGACAGCCCCGGCGGCGGCUGAGCUGCUGCUGCCGUCUCCGCCCGAAUCGAUCCCGGGCGGUCAGGCUUUGCCGGGAUGCGUGCGUGCCGCGGAUCCUUUUGAGCGGUCCCCGGCGGCCGGUGCCGCGGCGCUGCAGGCGGGCUCCAGCCCCGCGGGGGCUGGGGCGGCCCCGGCGUCAGCGGCUGAGCCCGCUCCCCCUCCCUUUCCCGCUGCGAGCGCCGCGCCGGCUGCGGACGCCGGGGUGUUUAAAUUCAGCGCCAGCGGGGACACGGCCGGGAUGCGGCCGGUCUUUGAUAGGAGUAAAGGGCCCCGCACUGUUGGUUCUUCCUCCACAGCCUGGUGGACACUCCCCCCGUCAGGUGGCAGUACGCCCGAGAGACCACGAGCGGUUUUGGGGGGAAGUGAGAGCUAAGUCCGAA